Molecule: messenger RNA, 3147 nt
Organism: Tilletiopsis washingtonensis
Lineage: Eukaryota; Fungi; Basidiomycota; Exobasidiomycetes; Entylomatales
Exons: 5
Coding region: 1-3147 (1048 amino acids)
Source: RefSeq, a predicted model, not a curated record
AUGUCGCUCCCCUCACCCUCAUCCCGCGCUGGACCGCCGCCAUUCGACGAGCGCACCUCCCGCUCCUCGCUGGCCACGCCGGUGCGCAGCGGCAUGUCGUCUCACGAGGCCCGCGAGAGCCGGCAGCGUGCCGAGCUGCCACCUCGCCCACGUGUGCCCUCGCCCGAGACACGCGGCAGCAGGUCAAGCUACGGCCGCACCUCUGCGACGCGCUCGUCGCUCGUGCACUCGCCGCUGCUCUCGAUGUCGGGCCGGUAUGCGCACGACGGCCACGAGCGCCGCUCGACGCACUCGUCGGGCAGCACGUACGUUGCAUCGCGCUCCGAGCACGCUGUCCGCCACGAGCGCGAGUAUGAGCACGACCGCCAGCACCGCUGGUACGCCGGCACGGGCCGCGCAGACGCAUACGAGGCGUACGUCGCGGAUGUCGCCCACGAGCCGCGCCGCAACAGCGAUGGCAGCAUCGCGUAUGCACCUGGUCCGAUCGACGCAGGCCGUCCUCCAGUGCUAACCCGGUCGAUGGCCUCAGCUGAGGCUGACCGAGCCGCAUCGGUGCAGCGUGGCCGAGUGAGCGCCAGUACGUCGCUCAAGCACGAGCGUCUCGAGUACGGCGCCGGCGAGUCUUCUGAGGCGCGCGGCGCUGCUCGGAGUCCGUCACCGUCCUUCGACCACCAGCACAAGCGGCGCCGCACUCGGCCAUCUUCUUCAGAGCGCAGUCCUCGGCGCCAGAGUCCGACCGCUCGACGCGAGAGCCCAUGCACCGCUCGCAGCAGCUCGCGCCGCAGCGGCGCAGAGCGAGAGGAGCCCCGCCAGCGCGAGCCUCGUAGCAGCACGGCUGCGCCUCGCUCUCCGAUCAAGGCUGAGUUCGGCCUGCCUACUCACCAAUCGACUCCUAGUCUGCACCCGGAGCGUUUCCAGGCGGCGGCGAGCCUGCCGAGCGUGACGCCUGCUCAAGGCAAGCCGACGGCGCACCAUGCACGUCUGCUCGAGGCUUUUGAGGACCUGGAGCACAGGAUCAGCACAGCAACGCACAGCUCGGCGUCGGGCAGGAGUUCGUUCGCGAGCGGCUCGCACGAGCGCGUCGAUGAGCCCGAGACUAGCACUGUCAAAGCAGGAAUGGCGCCAGUGCAAGGGCUCGCCUCUCCGUUCGAAGGUACACCUUCUGCGCGGUCGAAACAGCAGCUGAGCUCAAGUGCACAGGCUCCUCCCGGUGCAUCGUCGAUCAACGACAACAUGAGCACGCAGGCACAUGUCGUCGCUUCCGCCUCGCAUCAUGAUCAGAAUGCGCCGGCAGCGCCAGAGCCGCCGUCCUUCAGCGAGCUGCUCUUGCGCGCGCAAGAGAGCACAUCCAUCGACGAGCGCAUUCAGAACGCGCGCAUUCUGCUCAAGGCUGUGCGUCCUGAUCUUGCCGAGGAGGACCGUGAAGCCACGCGAGACGUAGUAUGGGAUCUGAGCGAGUCCGAGUAUCGUUCGGGACGCAAGGCCGGAAUCGAGCUGAUGUUCACACUCUCCGAGGUCGUGCCGAGUCUCCGCGCUUCCAGCUGCGAUGUUCUGUUCCAGCUGCUCAGCCUUCCGGAUGAUGAGCUGCCGCACGUCCGGGCGAGUCUCGGCAGGCAUCUCGAAGCGUGGCCCAAGACGAUGUGCGACGUCGCCGCAUCAAACCUGGUCGAGCCGCAUUGUCGCACAAGCGUGCUGAGCUUCGUCGCUCAAGAGCAGCUCUUCGCCAGCAGCAUCGCCGCCGCCGGUGCCCUUCUCGAGAGCUGUACAGCUCAGUGGCUCCAAUUCUCUGCGGAGCCCGACCUCGCCCAGCGCAUGGCGACGCAGCUGGCGGCACUGAAGGUCAUCUUCGACGCAGGAUCGAGCAGCGCUCGGUUGGACGCAAAGGAAGAAGAGCAGUUGCACGCUGCACAGCAGAUGGUGUGCAAGAUGACGGACGACUCGAUGCGACUCGCGCUGCUGGGGUGUCAGGUCGCGCCCGUUUCGCUGCCGCCUGUUGCGCAACAGACAGCAUCAACUGCUGGCCAGCGCGGCGUCGCGACAGCCGAUGCGAAGCUGGCCACCAACGCCAGCCCGAAGAUGCCCUCGCCUGCCUGCUUCGCCACUGCCGUCUGCCUGCCCAUCCGUCUCAAGGGCGAUCAGGCGUCGCGCCGCGUCGACUUGCUCAACGCGAUGCUGCCCGGCGCCUCUGCAGUUGACCAGCUCGCCGCUGCUCCGCUGGUCUCUCUCUCAGCGCAGAUGCAGAUCACCGUGCUACGCCUUGCCGGCUCGGAGAUGGCUGCACAUCGCAGGCUGACCGAUCAUGGCGCCGUGCCAGUGUGGUGCUAUGACCCGAUGCGCUUGUCUCUGCUCUCGACCUUUGUGCGUCUUGUGCCUCCCUUCCACCCAAUGAAGGACGAUGUGGUCCACGACAAGGCAUUUCUCGUCAUCGCCGAGUCUCUGCUGGGUGCAUUUGUCGUCGCGUGGCCUGCUACCCUCCGUGUGCCUUUGCAGUGGACUGCCGGAGCCCUGGGCAUCGAGCUGCGCAACCGCUUCAUGUCGCUCUACGGCCUCGCUCAAGCGGAAGUCUCGCGCCUCAAGAGCCUGCAGACGUACGACACUGCCAUGGGCACGGCAGAGUACGUCCUUGCCAUUGCAAAGGAGUACCUCAAGCCACUGAACCUGCGCCGCUCGCUCGCCAUCACUCCGCCAAUCUGGGGCCAAGCGCUGCGUCGGCCUGCGAUCAUUCCGCCGCCGAUCGCUUUGGGUCAAGACCAGCGCGCCAGCGCUUCCGCCGCUGCACUUCCAAAGGCCUCUCUUUCCGCGGCGCAGCCGACCUCGAUCCCGCCCAAGGGAGCCGCUGCGGCGGCGCGCUCCCUCUCGCCAGUCCCUCCAAGCCGUCCGGGAGGCCAAGCGAAGGCUGGCUUGGACACCAAGCUGCGGAGCAAGCAAGAGUCCCGCGCCAAGGCAGAGGCCUCAGCACCGCAGUCUCGCGCAUCCGAUGCGCGCCAGCACGAGCUCAAGGUCGAGUCCCGCUCCAAGUCUCGCUCGGCCAGCCCGGCGCUUGGCCCUUCCGGCGUCGCGGCCAACCGCACGGCCAAGUCGCCCGAGCACACGUCCGAGAGACGCAGCAAGGGAAGCAAGAAGGGCUCGCACCGCCGCGGCAACUGA